Molecule: messenger RNA, 1666 nt
Organism: Acomys russatus (golden spiny mouse)
Lineage: Eukaryota; Metazoa; Chordata; Mammalia; Rodentia; Muridae
Gene: Mab21l4
Product: mab-21 like 4
Exons: 6
Coding region: 300-1658 (452 amino acids)
Source: RefSeq, a predicted model, not a curated record
GGUGGUGGGUAGGACACUGGCAGGUGUGGAGGGGCUUGUACGGCCAGACUUUCCAGCCAUGAGGCGGAGCCAGAGGCUCCUAGAAGGAGGCAGAUCCUGGCCAGGCCUUGGCCUUGGUUCAGCUAUUUAACCUGUUGCGAGGAGCCUGCCACUCAGGAGCUCUGCCCAUGGGGAGCUGAGUCCUCCUGCAGACCUGCUCCUCACCUGGGCAGGUGCCUCUUCCUCCUAGCCAGUCCACACUAGCUCAAGAGCAGUUCCCAAGGGCUGGCAGGGCUCUGCUGCCUGCUGCCUGGCUCAGGAUGCCUGACUCUGAGAUGCCUGCUCCCUGUGUCUUUGCUCCAGACAUGGCCGAGCAGGUACCCCUGUGGCAUCACUACCUGUCGGCCAUCCAGUCACGGGAGUCACCCCGUGCCCAGGACUACCAGAGAGCAGAGGACAUCUUGCUCACUGUGCUGGAGCGUGUCCAUGCCUUGGACAACCGCUUCCUUGUUGACUAUUCUCGAGACCUGGAGGCCUUCCAGUUUGCACUGCGUUCCUCAGAGGACCCGCUGGAUGUGGAGGUGCCCCUGGGGGUAGACGCCAAAGCUCUCUUCAUUGAGGAGUCAGAAGCCACUGAGCUUGGGGAUGGCCCUGCAAUCUGUCGCCUGGGUGUCCUCAAGAAUGCCUCUGGCCUGGAGCCAUGGAUGACUGACGACGUCUUCAGUGUCUCCUCAGAGGACAGAGACAAGUGCUGUGGCCACAUUGUACCCAGUAAAGUCCUGUGUGUCCUCAAAGAUCUUCUGGUGGCUGCUGUUGUACAUUGCAAGCACCACAGGCUCAUUCCACCAGGUUCUCUGAAUGCUGCCAGCCUGAAGGAAGGACAGCUGCACCUGUCCCUGCUGGUGACCAGCAGUUGGAGGAAGAUACGCUUCAACGUUGUGCCUGUGGUGAGGAAGAAGCACAGGGUGCCUGCCUUGGAAGAGGCCCAGCUGAAGCUUGGGUUCCCUGAGGGCACCCUGAGAAGAAUUGCCAGCCAUGGGGUGGACCUGGUACCUGCUAGUGGCCAGCACUGGAGGAUCUCCACUGGCUACCUGCUCAGCCGCCUGCUUGAUGCGCUAGGCUCCCUCCCUGGUCACCGCCUGGACAGCCUCUCCAUUCUCGACCGGGUGAACCUAGAGAGCUGGCGAGGUGGCAGCCAGAACCCUGGCCUAACUUUUGACCACCUGAAGACAGUGCUGCUGUGGGCCUCUAGGCUGUUCCCAGCAGCAGAGGACUGGGCAGACCUGCAGGGCUCGGUGUACCGCCUUCUGGUGGUCCUGCUCUGCUGCCUGGCUACCAGGAACCUGCCCCACUUCCUGUACCCGGAGUACAACUUGCUGCAGGACAGUGGCCUGGACCUCGGAGUCAUCUACCAACGUGUGGAACACUUUGCCAGCCAGCCCGAAGAGUCCUUACGAAUCCACAUCACCCACCUGGGCCACAGCCGUCCACCACGCAUUGACAACGGAGUGAAGGCACUCCUGCAGCUCCCUGCCAGCGACCCUACCUACUGGGCCACAGCCUACUUUGACUUUCUGCUAGAUAAGUUUCAGGUCUUUCACAUCCAGGAUAAGGACAGAAUCUCAGCCAUGCAGAACAUCUUCCAGAAGACCAAGACCAUGGGAAGUGAGAACAGCUGAGCUGGUAG